Messenger RNA from Cannabis sativa, 2496 nucleotides. RefSeq names its product cytochrome P450 86B1. Bases 529 to 2241 code for a protein of 570 amino acids. Gene Ontology annotation, molecular function: iron ion binding; monooxygenase activity; heme binding. The transcript has 3 exons. The record is from RefSeq and is a predicted model, not a curated record. NCBI's taxonomy places the organism in Eukaryota, Viridiplantae, Streptophyta, Magnoliopsida, Rosales, Cannabaceae.
GAGAAAUAUAUAUAAACACACUACAUUAUAACUUGAGAAAUAGCAAAGCAAUAAUAAACCUUGGAAAAUAGUUACACUAUAAAACCUUAUUAGGUUAUCCGUUUCAACCACUUCUUAUCUCCUCCUCAUCAUCAUCCUAAGCUCUAAUAAUAUUUAGUUACUCUCUUAAUAACUUGUCCUCUACACAUCAAGAUUACUCCUUUCUUCAUUUUCAAAAGAGUGUCAAUUUAUUCCUCUUUCACAUUUUGACACUCAAUUAAACUCAUAAAGACUCCUACGUACUACUUACUCCCACAUUUGGUUUUGAGUCCAAAAACAAAAUCAAAAUAUUCCCCAACUUAGAAAAAAUACCUUUUCCCAAUUACAUGUAUCCAUAAUAAACCAUUCACAUUUAGAAAGGAAAAAAAAGCCCAAUUAUUCUAAUUUCAAUAUAACUAGGAAGACUACACAAACUAUUUCAGCUCACCAAAUCAAAACUACUCUAUACUAAUUUUUGCUUAUUGAAGCAAACCAAUCACAUUAUAACUCAUGACUACACAACUUUUUUCACAUAUUAACUAUUUCUUUCCCAUGCAAACUUCUCAUCAUCCCAACACCAUGAAUAAUAUCACAACCAACACCAAUAACUUCACCGAUGCCACCACGGCCGCCACCACCACCACCGGGGGUAACUUUGUCUUUUUCCACCACCUUCAACUCUUGGAGAUUUUCGCAGCAAUUUUCGUGUUCAUAGCCAUACAUUCACUGAGACAAAAGAGAAAACAAGGGUUACCAGUGUGGCCAGUUCUUGGCAUGUUACCGUCUUUGGCCUCAGCUUUACAAUCCAACAACAUGUACGAGUGGAUCUCUAACGUUCUCAAAACACAAAACGGUACGUUUCAUUUCAAAGGACCAUGGUUUAGCAACCUCAACUGUGUUGUAACAUCUGAUCCAAGAAACUUGGAGUAUCUUCUCAAAACAAAGUUUGUUAAUUUCCCAAAAGGACCUUAUUUUCGUGACACAGUUCGUGAUCUCCUAGGUGAUGGUAUUUUCAGUGCUGAUAAUGAAACUUGGCAAAGACAGAGAAAAACAGCAAGUAUCGAGUUUCAUUCAGCUAAGUUUAGAAAUCUAACGACUGAGUCUCUUCGUGAGUUAGUUCACCAAAGACUUUUAACGGUGUUAGAUGACUCCGUCCAAAAGUUAACGGCGUUAGAUCUUCAAGAGGUUUUGUUAAGGUUAACGUUUGAUAACGUUUGUAUGAUAGCUUUUGGAGUCGAUCCCGGUUGCUUGCAAAAGGGGUUACCGGAAAUACCCUUCGCUAAAGCCUUCGAGGACGCCACUGAAGCCACCAUUUUCAGGUUUGUGACCCCCACCUGUUUGUGGAAAUUAAUGAGGUAUUUGAACAUUGGAACGGAGAAGAAACUGAAGGAAUCAUUGGAAGGAGUGGAUGAGUUCGCGGAGGAUGUGAUUCAGACUAGGAAGAAAGAGCUUUCUUCGCGUUGCGAUGAGAAGAAGAUGAAGUCUGAUUUGUUGACUGUGUUUAUGGGGUUGAAAGAUGAGAAGGGUGAGCCCUUUUCCCACAAGUUUUUGAGAGAUAUUUGUGUUAAUUUUAUUCUUGCUGGGAGAGAUACUUCUUCAGUGGCUUUGAGUUGGUUUUUCUGGCUUCUUGAUCGAAAUCCGAUAGUUGAGCAGAAAAUUCUUGAAGAGAUUUCUAAAAUUGUGAAGGAAAGAGAAGUGGUUGAUGAUGAUGAUGAGAUGGUUAUGGUGUUUAAAGCAGAGGAGAUUAAGAAAAUGGAUUAUUUGCAGGCUGCUAUUUCUGAGGCUCUUAGAUUGUAUCCUUCGGUUCCUGUGGAUCAUAAGGAGGUAGUUGAAGAUGAAAAAUUCCCAGAUGGGACAGAGUUGAAAAAGGGAACCAAAGUGGUGUAUGCAAUAUACGCCAUGGGAAGAGCAGAAGCCAUAUGGGGUAAGGACUGUCUUGAAUACAAACCCGAGAGAUGGCUAGGCCGAGACGGGCGGUACAUGAGUGAAUCAGCUUACAAAUUCACAGCAUUCAAUGGCGGACCAAGACUGUGCUUAGGCAAAGACUUUGCCUACUACCAAAUGAAAUUCGUGGCCGCGUCAAUCAUCUACCGUUACCAUGUCAAGGUUGUGGAGAAUCACCCUGUUGUGCCCAAAUUGGCCUUGACUAUGUACAUGAAACAUGGUUUGAAAGUUCAUCUCUCUAGGCGUGACCAAAAAAUUACUACUUCAAAGGUUAAUUAAUUAAGUACUAAUACAUCAUAUCAUGUAAUAAUAAUACAGCACUUAGUGCCCUUUUUCUUAGAGUUUUAUAUAUAUAAAAUAUAUAUAUUAUAGGAAAGUGUGGAGUGAUAUGACCACUAGAUGAAGUUGGAUUUCAAAUAAGGGAGUGGUUAAGUGGGGAUACUGGAUUGUUUAUAUUUAGUUUUAGUCAUAUGUUGUUUGAGUUUGUGAUUUGAAAAAUAAUCUUUUAUCUGAUUUGCAAUGAUUAUUUGUUUA